AUGAGUAGUGAUGAUGAUAGUCAUGAAUCAGGCGUGGACGAUACAGAAAGGACCGCUAUCAGACAGGAAUUGUCCACAAUGUCCUUUGAGGAUCUUCAAAAGCUCAAAGAAAAGGUGGGCGCCAAAGUGUAUAAAGAAGUUGUCUUUGGUAAAAAUACAAUUAAUAAAAGUGAAGAUAAACCUAGAGUCUUCAAACGAGAAAACAAAAAUAGACCAAGGGAAAUGAGUGCCAAGAAACCAGUUAAAAUGCAGCUCGAUAUUGGUCCAGUUCAAAAGAGGGAAGCUCGAGAUCCAAGAUUUGACCCCCUGUGUGGUACAUUUGACAAGAAACAAUUUUCCCGAGACUAUGGUUUCAUUACGGACAUGCAGAUGAACGACAUGAAAGCCAUUAAAAGAGAACUUAAAGCAUGUACAGACCCCGACAAACAAUUGCAGUUAAGACGGCUCUUGCAAAGGUUGAAGGAUAAACUCAGGUCAAGUAAAAAAGAAAAGAAAGAGCAAGAAACAAGAGGAAAAGAGAUUGAACAGGUUGAAGAAGAGCUUAGGCAGGGCAGACAGCCACACUUUAAGAACAAAUCUGAAAUGCGUGUAGAGUCAUUGGUGAAACAAUAUGAGGAAUUAAAGAAAGAAGGCUCAAAUCGAAUACAAAGACAUCUUAAGCGAAGACAGCAGAAAAUUAAAAAGAAAUCCUUUAGGACUCCUGUUGGUGUUGAGUAG
Molecule: messenger RNA, 717 nt
Organism: Leptosia nina
Lineage: Eukaryota; Metazoa; Arthropoda; Insecta; Lepidoptera; Pieridae
Source: the annotation of a GenBank genome assembly